AUGUAUGUGUAUAUUUUUACACAUAUAUAUAAAUAUGUUUGUAUAUUUAUGUAUGUACACAUAUAUGUGUAUACAUAUGUAUACAUAUGUGUGUAUAUGUAUAUUUACGUGUGUUGUAUACAUACAUGUGUAUAUGCAUACAUGUGUAUUGUAUAUAUGUAUGUAUAUGUGUGUAUAUACAUACACAUAUACAUA
Molecule: messenger RNA, 195 nt
Organism: Cercocebus atys (sooty mangabey)
Lineage: Eukaryota; Metazoa; Chordata; Mammalia; Primates; Cercopithecidae
Exons: 3
Source: RefSeq, a predicted model, not a curated record